This is a messenger RNA of Clavispora lusitaniae ATCC 42720, 1650 nucleotides long. RefSeq lists its product as uncharacterized. The record is from RefSeq and is a predicted model, not a curated record. Gene Ontology annotation, biological process: protein transport to vacuole involved in ubiquitin-dependent protein catabolic process via the multivesicular body sorting pathway. Gene Ontology annotation, molecular function: protein binding. Gene Ontology annotation, cellular component: endoplasmic reticulum. NCBI's taxonomy places the organism in Eukaryota, Fungi, Ascomycota, Pichiomycetes, Serinales, Metschnikowiaceae.
AUGUUGCAUUUUCUUCUCAGAACAUCGGUGCUUGCUGGAGCCGUCGCCGGCCACCCGAUUAGGCGCUUACCCGACGCUGAGUUUGGCGUUUCGGCGCAUUCCGACCGGCCCCGAACCGGCUCUGCCGUUUUUGUCGUUUCCAUCGUUCUUCUUUCUGUUCUGGCGUUCGCUGUGCUAGUUGCCGUAACCACUUGCCUUGUGGUCACACGAAGGCGGCGGCGCGCGCUUGUUGGCCAGGAGGACGAUAACCAAGCGUACCUUGAGCUCAAUCUGGAAGAGCAGGAACUCUAUUUCCAGUCUAAAGAGUACCUCGAGGCCAACCCCUACUACCGGGGCGAGUUGACGUUGUCACAGAAUCUUUCCAUCCAGGAAAAGGGCAUCCGUGCGUGGGAGUUUGUGAAGGAUGCUAUGCUCACGUCCAACGAUUUGCUUAUUGUGAACAAGUUUGAGCUCAAUUUUUUCAAAAACUUUGAGUGCUCGACACUGACCAAUCUCCCCAUCCCCACGGCCAACGACGUGUACUACUUUGAGAGUAAGAUCUACUCCUUGCCCGAUCCCGACUCGACCUUAAUAUCUAUAGGCAUGGGCGUCAAGCCGUAUCCGUGGUUUAGAUUACCCGGAAGACACAUGCAUUCCAUAAGCUACGACAGCGAUGGAUACAGACGCCACAACCAGCCUUUUGAGUUUAAAAACGACCCGCCGUUCCCAAAGCUUAUUGAAGGUGACGUUGUUGGUAUUGGCUACCGAGUAAACUCAGGCACUGUCUUCUUCACUCGCAACGGAAAGAAGUUGAGCGAGCUGAAAAUCGGCGGCCACAUUAAAAACUUCAAGAUCCCACAGCAUGGCCAGCUCUACCCCAUCAUUGGUGCCAACAACCUUUGUUCUGUGCACGUGAACAUUGGCCAGCUCGGGUACGUUUUCAUUGAGGGAAACGUGAGAAAGUGGCGGUUUGCGCCUUUGGAAGGUAACGGCCCAGCGCCUCCUGCCUACCAAAAGUUCAAUGCAGACAUUUUGCUUGAAAGAUCGGAGAUUGACGAGGAUAACGACUUGGCCGACCGCAUAAAUGAUUUCCCGCCCGAUUUCUGGGACGUCAACGCAGGAAGGAGCGAGGAUCUACUGGAACUGGGCAAAUUCAGUUACAAUGCCUACAGUGACGCAUCUGACGAUGAGCGAAUCACAAUGAAUAGCUUGAUUCCCCACGAACCUCCAGGGUACGAUUCGGACGGUCUAAGUGCAGACUCGGACGAACAAGAGCCACUGCUGCUGCAUUCGCGGUUAGAACCGGAAACGGAGGAAAACGUGGCCAACCACGAGAGUGAAGGACCUGAGCCAGCAAUAGACAGCAGUGCUGAAAGACCCGAGUCCCCGCUUCAUGAUUUCGCUACGAACCUGCAACGUAAACAUCCGGAAGCAGAGAAUAUGAAUACGAACGCCGGGAGCGGAGAAAACCCCGCGGUUGAUCUGCUAGGGAACCGGACAACGGACCCAGUUUUGGAAGACCAGGCUGCGGAGAGCCAGACAAAGGACCCAGCCCUGGAGAGCCACACAAAGGUCCAUACAAAUGUAGAAGACCGGCCAUCGGACUCGGAAAAUGCCGGAGAGCAAAGUGGCGGUUUACGAGACUCAAGUGGAACACACACCGAAGGAUAA